AGCAUCAUGUCAGCCUCUACAGUCCUGCUUCUGCUGCAGCUGCAGCUGCUCGCCUCCCUGGUCUCAGCGUCACAUCACUGGGGAGGAACCAUGAACUAUGCCUACAAAGGAAGGAACCCUGAUGGGUCUUUCAAGAUGGUGCUCCGCGGUAAAGACACUUACGAUAGCUGUAGUAAUUACCAUUCCUGGAGCUGUUAUACUGGCAACUGUGGCAGUGUAACCAGCAGAAAAAUUACUACAAUCGACCUUAGCACCAACACGCCAUCCUAUGAAAGCCAGUGGUGUGAGACAGAAAAUGUUGAAACGUGGAGAGUUCCCAGUGACAAACCAUUUCAGCUCAGGGUGGCCAGCUGCUGCUGGAUCACAACACGUAACUCAGUAAGCGACUGGAGGUUAGAGUCUCUGGUAGAUUUGGGAACAAGAUCAGACACAGGAGAACCGAACAGAUCUCCUGAUAUUGCUGUCCUGCCCUUCAUUAGAGUUCCACAGAACUGCCCAAGAACUUACAAGAUGGCCGUCUUCGAUGCAGAUGGUGACGAAGUCAUGUGCAGGUAUGGGAAUCUCCAAGGAAUAGAGUGCGACGUUUGCUCCCUGCCUUCAGGAUUCAGCCUAGAUUCGGACUCGUGCACAUUGCGCUACCAGUCCACCAGUGCAGAUAGCAGCAUAUUUGCGUUUGAGAUGGUGGUGGAAGACUUUGCACGGAACAGGAUUGAUCUCUCCUACUCUGAUGGUUCGAAAACGUCCAAAUCUGCGCUGCUGUCAAGGGGAAAGACAGAAGGCUACACAGCUGGUGUAUAUGCAGGGACUCUACCUGCAGCCACAGUCUCACCAACUAGCUGGGGCGGGGCAGAACCAUCAUAUAACACCACCGCUGGAAACCCCCCCUCACCUGGGACGACUUCAUUUGCACAAAACAGGAAUGGCUCUCCCCUCAGCAAGUUACCGCUGCAGUUCGCUUUUCUUGUGGACCCAGUUGUUCCGUCGUGUCAGGAGGGGCAGUACCUGCCUCAACUUGUGGCUCCAACACCUGCAGAAGGAGAACGCAUCCUAGCAGAGGUUAACAAAGAGGUGGAAAUCAGAGUCAAAGCCCAGGCCACUCAUUCUUCAAUCCAAAGUAUUGUUAUCAGCGGACCCACAAACAUCACCAAGCACAAGGACACUAAUAACGAGUUCGUGAUCAGAUGGACACCAGUUCCAGAUGAUCUGGGAGAACAUUACCCAGUCUGCUUUGCAGUGGAGUCAGUGAGCGGGUCUUCCGUCUAUCAGUCGGAGAUGAGGUGUGUUCUAGUGGAAAUAAGAAAAAAACAAAUUGAAGCCACAGUGACCUGCACUGAAUCCACAAUGAAGGUGGAGGUUAAGAAAGCAUCUUUCUUCGGACUCGAGGAGGAUCAUCUUCAGCUCAAUGACCCCAGCAACACCAUCUGCAGCCUUGACAGGCUGUCCAACAGCACCCACAUAGUCGCCAUCAUCCCUCUCAACGAAUGCGGCACUCAGAUCGAGGAAGACGACGAUUACCUGAUUUUCAAGAACGAGAUCACAACAGUGGAAGACGACCCAAACGAGAUCAUCACCCGGAAGCAUCUGGUGGAGGCCCGGUUCUACUGCCAGUAUCCCAAGCGGGGAAAUGUGACCCUGAAUUUUUCAGCACACAGAAAAAACGUCACGGUUUGGGAGAAAGGUUUCGGGACGUUCACCUACCAGUUUGAGUUCUACCAGGAUGACCAGUUUGAAGCCAUGUUUGACCCAAACUCCUACCCGCUGGAGUUUGACAUUGGAAACAGGAUCUACAUGCAGCUGGAUGCCAGCUCCUCUGUCAACAACACUGAGAUGUUUGUGGAGUCCUGCAGAGCUGCACCGUAUGACAACCCCAACUACCGUCCGACCUACUCCAUCAUUGAGAACGGGUGUGCCGUCGACUCGACUGUGCAGACAUAUCCAACUUCCAACGAAAGGCUGUUUCAGUUCAGCAUGGAGGCCUUCAAAUUCAUUGGCCUGCAUGACCAGGUGUACAUCAGCUGCACAGUCAUGAUGUGUGAGGCAGGGAACCCCAACACCAGGUGCUCUCAGGGAUGCAUGAACUCCACAUGGUCCCAUUUCUCCAGCCGCAGAAAGAGAGAAACUGUGGUCCAGAGCGGAAAGCACUUAGUUUCCCAGGGUCCCCUGCGUCUAAGGCGUGCAGCAGACCCCAGCAGAGGCACAGAACUCAACCUGAACCCCAACCUGGUGUUUGUUGUUGGAUGCCUUUUUGCUGCGGUUGGGAUGGUCUGCGGAGUCCUUCUUUACAAAACGAAAACCUCCAGGGUCAAAUAUCAAUCCCUGCCCUCAUAUGAAAACUAAACCUGCACCUUCUGCACCAGGCUGCUUGGAUUAUUGGAAUGUGGGAUUCUGGGUGUUUGUGAAUAAAUUCAGGUUUUGAUAGAAAUUGAUUAAAAUAUAAUCAACUCUAAAAGACAACAAAA
Messenger RNA from Cyprinodon tularosa, 2459 nucleotides. RefSeq lists its product as uncharacterized. The coding region runs from base 7 to 2337 and encodes 776 amino acids. NCBI's taxonomy places the organism in Eukaryota, Metazoa, Chordata, Actinopteri, Cyprinodontiformes, Cyprinodontidae. The record is from RefSeq and is a predicted model, not a curated record. The transcript has 13 exons.